Molecule: messenger RNA, 1020 nt
Organism: Acaulospora colombiana
Lineage: Eukaryota; Fungi; Glomeromycota; Glomeromycetes; Diversisporales; Acaulosporaceae
Source: the annotation of a GenBank genome assembly
AUGUCCGAUUAUCGACCCGACCUUCAGAUACUUGCCUCAUUACCACCAACCCCGAUGUUCACUCAUUUUCGAGGGAUGAUCAAGGAUUUGUGGUUAUGUUGGGAGCUGAUGUUAUUUGCCGAACCAAUAGUUCUGAUCGCACCGGAUCCAAAGGUUUGCAGUGAGUCGGUACUCGAGUUGAUGGACAUCAUAAAUCCAAUACCUUAUUGCGGGGAUUAUCGACCAUACUUCACCAUUCAAGAUUCAGAUUUUAAAACCUUCGUGACGAAAAAUAGGCCACCGUCGAAUAUAAUAAUUGGAGUGACAAAUCCAUUCUUUUCAAAAGCAUUGCAACAUUGGCCAAACAUAAUUCGAGUUGGAGUUGGGAAAUUACGAACAAGAAAAACUUAUGAUAAUUCGUGGAGGGGUCUUCACGUCUCCUCGUCAGACGCUGUGCAGGGAGUUACAAGCAAACGUAAAUCUGUAAUUGCCAAGGAUAAGGCGAUACUUAAGAAAUUUGCGGAGGCAGCAGUUCGUGGCUAUCCACCAGACUACUUAUUAAAUAACAUGUUAAGGCGGUACUUUGUGGAUCUCACCGAAAAGUUCUUGGUUCCAUUGAACCGCUAUUUUUCAACUCUGAUUCCAUUUCACAUAACUCUUUCUUCGCACGAAUCCCCUCAGCUCAAACCAUUCAAAACAGAUAACUUUCUAAAAUCAUUGCAGGAACAUGAAGCACAAAAUGAGUUGAGAAGGCGGUAUUUGAAGGUGCUGUGCGAAGACGACGUGCAGAAAUGGAUCAUUGGGAAACAUGAGAUGGAGUUGGUUGACUUAUUGGUUAGAAUCAGAGAUGAAUUGAAACUAUCAGCUCAACCUGAUUCCGCAUCAUCACAGUCACUACCUCCGACAGCUGUUCGGGACAACAACGGCGAAUCACCAUCAACGCUGACAUCCAAACAACGGGAAAAGCUGAGAUUACAAGCAAACAUCAUAAUAUCAGGACUUCCGCGAGAUUUACGGGAAUCAUUUAUCGCAGACAUAUAG